Molecule: messenger RNA, 1516 nt
Organism: Cuscuta campestris
Lineage: Eukaryota; Viridiplantae; Streptophyta; Magnoliopsida; Solanales; Convolvulaceae
Source: the annotation of a GenBank genome assembly
UCUCGGCAAGAAAGUGAAGCCCAGAAAAGCUGCCAAUUUUCUGCGGCAUAUUCGUGUGGUUUACGAAAUAUCUAUACGAAUUCGGAUCCAAUGGCGGACACAUACUGCACCGAUUGCAAGCGGAAUACGGAGGUGGUGUUUGACCACUCCGCCGGCGACACCGUGUGCUCGGAGUGCGGCCUCGUCCUGGAAUCGCGCUCCAUCGACGAGACCUCCGAGUGGCGCACCUUCGCCGACGACUCCGGCGAUCACGACCCGAAUCGUGUCGGAGGACCCGUCAAUCCGCUUCUCGGUGAUGUCGGGUUAUCCACCAUUAUUUCUAAGGCUCCCAAUGGCAACGGCGACGCUUCGCUCUCCAGGUUGCAGCAUCGCGGCGGCGAUCCUGAUCGCGCCCUUCUCAUGGCUUUCAAGGCAAUUGCUAACUUGGCAGAAAGGUUGAGCCUUGUGGCUACUAUAAAGAAUCGGGCAAGUGAAAUUUAUAAACGGUUAGAAGACCAAAAGUGCACAAGAGGAAGAAAUCUUGAUGCUUUGACUGGUGCCUGCAUUUUUAUCGCUUGCCGACUAGAAGGGAAACCUCGCACUGUAAAAGAAAUUUGCUCAGUUUCCAAUGGCGUAACCAAGAAGGACAUUGGCCGAGCAAAAGAGUUUAUUGUGAAACAAUUGAAGGUUGAAAUGGGAGAUUCAAUGGAGAUGGGAACUAUACAGGCAGAGGACUACCUGAGACGUUUUUGUUCCAAUCUUGGUAUGAACCAUGAAGAAAUAAAAGCAGUUCAAGAAACUGUCCAUAUGUCCAGGGAGUUGGAUAUUAGGAGAAGUCCUAUAUCUGUCGCUGCAGCGAUUAUAUACAUGCUCACCCAGCUUUCUGAUCCGAAGAAACCCUUGAAAGAUGUAUCUCAGGCAACUAUGGUCGCAGAGGGGACCAUCAAGAAUGCGUAUCGAGAUCUCUUUCCACAUGCUCUGAGGAUUUUACCCGAAUGGUAUGUUAACGGCAAAGACACCAAGAACCUUACCAGUCCUAAGGCAUGAAAAGCUUUGGAGUUUGGAGAGUGGCAAUAGACAUUAUUGUUUAUACAGUGACAUAGCUAGCUAGUUAAAUGGUUCUUGCUCUUUAGUGUCAUUUUACUAGCUAGUUAAAUUCUGAAUCACAUUUUACUCUUGGAAUGCAAAAGCUGUUGAAUUGGAACAGAAUUAUCAUAAACUCCUUGAACUUAUCUAAAUCUCACUCCUAUCCCAUUAAAAAUAGUCAUGUUUCUCAAACCUGUUUUAAAAGUCUAGGCCUAUUUGGUGUUUUGUAAGAGUUGUACAAUACUAAAAUUCUAAAGUUGUACACAGAAGAGUGGACUUUUUUUUAUGGGAUAGAAAGAUUUGGCAUACUUUCCUAAAAGUUGUACACUCAUAAGAGUGGACUCUCUUGACUUUGAGUAAGAUGUACCAUCUCUAGUGGACAUAUAAUAGUCAUAUUCUUUUUUACAAUUUCCUUUUCAUCAUUGUUCAUUAAUAAUGCUUUGCACAUUAC